Messenger RNA from Haliotis rubra (blacklip abalone), 1542 nucleotides. RefSeq lists its product as uncharacterized. Bases 1 to 1542 code for a protein of 513 amino acids. The record is from RefSeq and is a predicted model, not a curated record. NCBI's taxonomy places the organism in Eukaryota, Metazoa, Mollusca, Gastropoda, Lepetellida, Haliotidae. The transcript has 4 exons.
AUGUACCAAACAGGAAAGCUGGCCCAAGUCACCAGAGAAAUGGAUAACUACAACAUUGAGCUACUAGCCGGACCGGUCAGAGACCAACAGGGAAACAUCAUGUCCAAAGAGGAAGAAGUCUUGCUGUGCUGGAAAGAACACUCCGAGAAAGUGCUGAACCGAGAAGAUUCAGAUAUAGAAGCAAACAUUGAACCUGCAGCCGACAGCCUGGACAUCAGCACAGAACCACCCAACAUUGAGGAGGCGAAAAGAACAUAUCAUAGAAAACAAAGUAACGAAUGGAACGCAACCGUCUAUGCCAACUUCAUAGACUUUUCCAAGGCCUUCGACAGUAUUAACACAGCCGCUCUCUGGAAAAUCCUCGCCCACUACGGGAUCCCAGACAAAUUAAUCUCUAUCAUGAAGAUGCUGUACAAUAACUUCAGCGCCAGAGUCAUAUGUGGAGUGAAACAAGGCUGUAUCUUAUCCCCACUCCUCUUCACCCUCUGCUUGGACUGGGUACUAAAGAGAGUCACCAAGAGCAAGCAAAGAGGAAUCACCUGGACAUUCACCAAGAGUCUAGAAGAUCUUGACUUUGCUGACGACAUUGCCCUGCUCGCCCAACGUUUCCAAGACAUCCAAAGCAAAACACAAGACCUUGCCACAACAGGAGAAACGAUUGGCUUGAAGAUCAACACCAAUAAGACCAAAAUUCUCAAGAUAAAUGCCAAAUCUACACUGCCAGUAUCCCUUGGAAGUACAAACAUCGACGAAGUUCAGGACUUCUCCUAUCUUGGCAGCAAGAUCACAGCCAAUGGCAACUCAGAAGCAGAUGUAAAGUCAAGAAUAGGCAAAGCUAGCGGAGUGUUCAGUUCACUGAAGAACAUCUGGAGGUCAAAAUCAAUGAGCACAAUCACCAAACUGCGAAUCUUCAACAUUCUUCGAGUCCUAUUGGAAUCCUGGAAAAUAUCCCACAACAUCUGCAACAAACUUGAUGUAUUCCAAACCAGAUGUCUCAGAAGAAUACUUCGCAUCUUCUGGCCAAGCACCAACUCAAAUGAAGAACUGUACAUGUGCACGAACACCAGCCCACUGUCCCUCGAGAUCCAGAAUAGAAAAUGGCGUUGGAUCGGUCAUGUCUGCAGGAUGCACCCAGAUUCCAUACCAAGGGUUGCUAUGCGAUGGACACCAACAGGAAAAAGAAACAGAGGACGUCCAAAGGAGACAUGGAGAAGAUCUGUGGAGGCAGAGAUGAAGGUCGCAGGGUGGACCUGGGGACAGGUGCAUCAAUGGGCCCGGGAUAGACAGCAUUGGAAAACUCUAGUUACGGCCUUAUUUGCUAAGAGCACGAAGAGGAUAAAAGUCCAAAUUCGUCUGGCAAGACGCAAUCCAAUUACCCAUGCCAAAGAACUGCGCCGGAGAGUGGGAGUCCGAUUCUCCAGGAGUGUCAUCAGAAGGAGUCUGUGGGAUGUUGGUCUGAGGAACGUCGUCCGAUCAGAUAUCCACAAGCAGGAACAUCUGCCGUUGUUCUACGCUCUGAAAAAAUGGUGUAGGGUGGUCUGA